CCUGGUGGUGAUGUCUAAGACAAACCAGAAUGAUCACCAGCCUAUAGAGUUGGAGAUUACAGUUAUAUCAGCCCAAGGCCUGAGGACUAAGGAUUCCUCUCUUUUCUUCCCACAACGUCGUCUCCAACCAUUCAUCACUCUCACCACCAACCCUCCAACCAUCCCUCCUUACGUGCCCUUCUCUGCCCGUUAUGUGUAUCAAACGAAGGUGGACACAACAGGAGGUGAGUGCCCUAGUUGGGGUGAUAAGUUUCAUAUCCCCAUCGGGAACUCCUUUUUUUCUCAGAGACAUUCUUGCAUAUACCUUCACAUCUUCACCAAGCCUUCACGUUCAUGGGGGAGGAAGUGUGAGUUGGGUUGGUGUGGGAUUCCGGCAACCGAUAUCUUGGAGGGAUUAUGGCCGGCCGGGACAGUUCGGCACCUGAGCUAUCGUGUCCGGGAAAGAGAUGGAUCCAGGGGACAUGGAGUUGUGAAUGUGGCAGUGAGUUUAGUGGGCUCAUCAGGUCAGCCCGAUCCAAGUCCAGCUGGAAUGUGGAACUUAACAUGCCCAGGCCCAGGCCCAGGUCCAGUUCCAGGUCCCACUGCUAUUGGCAUCCCUAUGGAGGCUUUGUUUCACUUGAGCGUGGACCAAUGUGGAAGAUCAGAAGCGGCCGCAGGGGUGAUUGCACCAAUUCCAUCUGUUACGUCGCCACAACCUCAACGGGAGCUCGUCCAUAUCCAUGAAAUAGAGGAGCGGAAGUGAUUCCCUGCAGCUUAAACCGUAGGGAUAUCCCUACUUCCAGCUUAAUUUCAAGUUUGUCGUAAAUAAUGUGGACCGCAAGGGUACUAAAGACUUUUUAAACUAUU
This is a messenger RNA of Telopea speciosissima, 846 nucleotides long. RefSeq lists its product as uncharacterized. The transcript has a single exon. The record is from RefSeq and is a predicted model, not a curated record. Bases 11 to 742 code for a protein of 243 amino acids. Gene Ontology annotation, biological process: defense response. Lineage: Eukaryota; Viridiplantae; Streptophyta; Magnoliopsida; Proteales; Proteaceae.